CCUGUUAUGAUUUUCGUUAACUUUUCAAGGUUCCCGCCCUACGGCCCUAAUUUUCGUCAACGCCACAACUUGACGAAUUUUUGGAGGGAGAGAGAGAGAGAGAGAGAGAGAGAGAGAGAGAGAGAGAGAGAGAGAGAGAGAGAGAGAGAGAGAAGGAGAGAGAGAGAGAGAGAGAGAGAGAGAGAGAGAGAGAGAGAGAGAGAGAGAGAGAGAGAGAGAGAGAGGGAAAAACACGCAAAUGUUAACAGCUCGACCCUAUUCUUCGUCUAUUGCGCUACUACUUAUAAGAACAUGCAACUUCAUGCACCUGCAACGUUCCAAGAAAAAAUGAACCAUAUUUUAUGCCCACUCUUGGGCGAAUGCGUGGUGGUGUACCUGGACGACAUCCUCAUCUACUCGUGCGACAUGAGGCAGCACGUCGAACAGCUGCGAUGCGUCUUCGAAUUUUUUUCGACGAGAACGAUUCUACAUCAAAUUGUCCAAGAGCGAUUUCGCCUUCGAGAAGGUCCAAUUCCAUGGACAUCUAGUAAGCGCUCAAGGAGUUCACGUCGAUCCCAAGAAAAUCGAAGCCGUACGCACGUGGAAGACACCCGAGAACGUAAAAGAGUUGCAGCAGUUUCUUGGCUUCGCUAACUACUACAACAGAUUCGUGC
Molecule: messenger RNA, 653 nt
Organism: Closterium sp. NIES-67
Lineage: Eukaryota; Viridiplantae; Streptophyta; Zygnematophyceae; Desmidiales; Closteriaceae
Source: the annotation of a GenBank genome assembly